UGUGCCUUGAAAGUUUACUUUUCUUAUCGACAACUCGAGAGUCUUCCAUUUCUACUUCAACGUUGUGAUGUCUCACAGAAAGUUCAGUGCGCCACGUCAUGGGUCGAUGGGAUUCUAUCCCAAGAAGAGGUCCCAGAGACAUCGUGGUAAAGUAAAGGCUUUUCCAAAAGAUGAUCCCUCUAAACCAGUUCAUUUAACUGCUUUUAUUGGUUACAAAGCAGGUAUGACCCACGUUGUACGGGAAGCUGAUAGACCAGGAUCUAAAAUAAAUAAGAAGGAAAUUGUGGAAGCAGUUACAAUUUUAGAAACUCCCCCGAUGGUUAUUGUUGGUGUUGUAGGUUACAUUGAAACACCACAUGGUCUUCGGGCUCUAGCUACAGUUUGGGCUGAACAUCUUUCUGAAGAUUGUAGGAGACGUUUCUACAAGAACUGGUACAAAAGCAAGAAGAAGGCUUUUACCAAAGCUUCCAAGAAAUGGACUGAUGAUUUAGGUAAAAAGUCCAUUGAGAAGGACUUCAAGAAAAUUAUCAAGUAUUGCAAAGUUGUUCGAGUAAUUGCCCACACUCAGAUGAAAUUGCUGAAACAGCGUCAGAAAAAGGCGCAUAUUAUGGAAAUUCAAUUGAACGGAGGUACUGUGGCUGAUAAAGUAGCGUGGGCACGAGAACACCUCGAAAAACCUAUUCCUGUUGCUAAUGUAUUUGCUAAAGAUGAGAUGAUUGAUUGUAUUGGUGUCACCAAAGGUCAUGGAUACAAAGGCGUUACUUCUCGUUGGCACACCAAGAAAUUGCCGCGUAAAACCCACAAAGGUUUGCGUAAAGUAGCUUGUAUUGGAGCAUGGCAUCCUUCAAGAGUUUCGUUCACUGUAGCCCGUGCUGGUCAAAAGGGUUACCAUCACAGAACUGAAAUGAACAAAAAAAUUUACAGAAUUGGUGCUGGAAUUCACACCAAAGAUGGAAAGGUUAUCAAGAAUAAUGCUGCAACUGAAUACGAUCUUAGUGAAAAAACUAUUACACCAAUGGGUGGUUUUCCCCACUAUGGUGAAGUUAACAACGAUUUUGUCAUGAUCAAGGGUUGUUGCAUUGGACCAAAGAAGCGUGUUAUUACUUUGAGAAAGUCUUUGUUGGUUCAUACUAAGCGGGUGGCUUUGGAGAAGAUAAAUCUUAAAUUCAUUGAUACAUCAUCCAAAUUUGGUCAUGGUAGAUUCCAGACUGCCGCUGAUAAGUCCGCCUUCAUGGGCCCUCUCAAGAAAGAUAGGCUUAAAGAAGAAGAAAAGGUUGCUGCACCAGCUGCGGCUGCCGCGUCUAGUUAAUUUAUCAAUUCAAUGUUUUAUAUUGUUUUGACAAUAAACUGAGUUAUUGAAAA
Messenger RNA from Diorhabda carinulata, 1362 nucleotides. RefSeq names its product 60S ribosomal protein L3 (gene RpL3). Gene Ontology annotation, cellular component: cytosolic large ribosomal subunit; ribosome. The record is from RefSeq and is a predicted model, not a curated record. NCBI's taxonomy places the organism in Eukaryota, Metazoa, Arthropoda, Insecta, Coleoptera, Chrysomelidae. Bases 68 to 1309 code for a protein of 413 amino acids. Gene Ontology annotation, biological process: ribosomal large subunit assembly; translation. The transcript has 8 exons. Gene Ontology annotation, molecular function: RNA binding; structural constituent of ribosome.